AUGCAGAAUGGAUCGGCGGGUAUGCCGCCGCGUGAUAUGUAUGCAGGCCCACCGCCUCGCUACUCCUUGAAUAGCAUGCCGCCCCGGCCUAUGCGGCAUGAUGCCUUGGCGGCGCAUGGUAUGCCGUAUGGGUAUAGCAAUGCGCCCAUGUAUGGCGCGCCGCCGUCCUCUCAGUCUGCGCCGUCUAUGGACGUGGCACGCAAUGGCACUGUUGCGCCUUCGAUGCCGAUGCCGAACGAUGCCUCGACGACGGGUCCCUCGUACGACGCCAACGCGUCGUCCACAGCGUCGACUCCUCAUGGGCCUACGCCUACAGUGUACCUUGCGACGUACUCCUCGGUGCCCGUGUACGAAAUCACGGUGCGUGGGAUUGCGCUCAUGCGCCGGCGGUCUGAUGGCUACCUUAAUGCGACGCAAAUCCUGAAGAUUGCCGGGAUUGAAAAGGCGCGACGAACGCGUAUCCUCGAGAAGGAAAUACUGACAGGCGAGCACGAUAAAGUGCAAGGCGGCUACGGUACCUUCCAAGGGACUUGGAUCCCGCUGCAGCGUGCACAGGAGCUUGCGAUUAACUACAGCGUGUACCAUCUCAUCCGGCCUUUGCUGGAUUUCGAUCCCAGCGCCUCGCAGGCUGUCACAGCGCCUGGCCCGCAGGGCGUGAAGCGCAAGGCGGAUGCCAGCGCCUCCGCGCCGAAACAUACGCCGGCACAUGGGACGAGCACGGCCCCCCUUCGUGCGGCGACGCAGCAGCCUCGCUUCAUGUCCCUCAAGCCACCUCGCGCGCACGAUACCUUGCCUACCAGUGCGGGUGGGCUUCUUCAUACACUGCCGCUGGCCUCUGACGAGGCGGGUCAUGCCCCCGAUGGUACCACGCCCUCUUCGACCACGUCGACAUCGCAGGGCGUGCCUCCCGGCUCGCAUCCCGCCCAGCGCUCGGCGCUCGGCGCGUACGCGACGCAUGGCUAUGUUCCUCAAGGUGUGCCACUGCCUACGGCGGCCGCGACAGAGGCGACGACGACGACGACGACGACGACGGCUGCACGUGUGCCUGACUUGAAUGCGCUGAGCUCUGGCACGUUGCAAGGCGCGAUACCCCCCUCCGAGUCGGCAGCCGAGGACGUCGUGGAUCAUGCAGGCCCGCGCUUCGCUGAUAAGGCCGUCCCACCACGUCUAGGCGAUGAGCGUGAACGUCGUGCGCGUGAUCUCUUGACGGGUCUCUUUGUGCACGAGCCGCAAGCGCCGAACGCGUCCCUGGCGCCGCUGGAUCGUUUGCAAGCGCUGCUUCGCGAGCUGGGCCCGGACGCGCCGCGGCGCGCUCGCUCGCCGCUGAACUUGGUCAUUGACGAUCAUGGGCACACAGCGCUGCACUGGGCGGCAGCGCUGUGCCGUCUGCCCCUCGUACGUAUGCUGACGGCGCUCCCGCCCGCGCAAGGCGGCGCGAAUAUCUAUGUCGGGAACUAUGCGGGCGAGACGGCCUUGCAUCGCUCCGUGUUGGUGACCAAUGCGUAUGAACUCUCUCAAUUUCCGGACCUUCUUGACCUGCUGGCCGGCAGCUUGGAGACGCGGGAUCACCGCAAACGCACCGUGCUGCACCACAUUGCCCUGGUCGCUGGCCUGAAAGGGCGUGCGGCGCCCGCUCGUUACUAUCUUGGAUGUGUGCUGGAACGCCUCGCUUUGCACACCUCGAUGGCCUCUUCGCUGCUGGAUGCACAGGACGACGAGGGCGAGACGGCGCUGAGCAUUGCUGCGCGGCUGGGCAAUACCAACAUGAUCAAGAUGCUUCUUGAUGCAGGCGCGCGCAAAGACCUGCCCAACUACCUGGGCAUCACGCCGCUGGAUUGGGGCAUUAGUCAGUCGGCGCACGACGAGCCGGCGAGUGCGCCGACGCCUGUGCCUAGCACGUCGUCGUCGUCGCACGCGACGCAAGGUGUUUUGCAGGAGCUGGGCUCGUACCGUGCAUCGGAUGUCGUGCGCUCGCUGACGAAUCCGCCGCCGGGGCCAGUGAAGAAGAGCCAGGAUGUGCGUGAGAAGCUGGUCCAGACGUUGGACGAGCUGCAAUCGAUCUUUGAUCGCGAAGUGUCGACCAAGCAGGAGGCGAUUGAGACCACGCAAACGCACUUGCAAGCGGCUACGCGCGAAUUGGCAGCGAGGCGGCGCGAUAUGGCCGCUGCGCAGGCGGCUGUGACGGAGCGUGAGGAGCAGCGCCAGCGGUGUGAGAAUUUGACGCAGGCGCUGUCGACGCUCCCUACGCCGGCAGCCGAUGAGGCUACGACGCCCACAUGGACUCAGCCGAUAUGGCAGGAAGCCGAGGCGGCGCUGGCCCAGCCUACCGAUGCCGCGCUGGCCGCGGCGUUGGUCCGUCUGCGGUGGCUGAUGCAGUACCUUGCGCACGCGACGCGCGUCCAGACACAGGCGCAGGCCGAGCGGCAUCAAGCGGCGGAGGCGCGGCAGCGCAAGUACCACCAGGUGGUCGCCAUGUGUGCGCAGGUGCCGCCUGACAAGGUCGAUGGCAUGCUGGAUGAAUUGCUCGCGGCUGUAGAGUCCAUUGGCUCUGAUGUGGAUAUGUCCUCGGUCGCGAGUUUCAUGCACAAAGUCGGCCGUGCCCAAGCGGGCAUGGAGAUGCACUUGGAUCCGCCCGCCGUGCCGAGUGGGUAG
Malassezia pachydermatis is the source of this 2652-nucleotide messenger RNA. Its product is annotated as transcription factor mbp1. Gene Ontology annotation, cellular component: SBF transcription complex; MBF transcription complex. Bases 1 to 2652 code for a protein of 883 amino acids. The record is from RefSeq and is a predicted model, not a curated record. Gene Ontology annotation, molecular function: transcription regulator activity; DNA binding; protein binding. NCBI's taxonomy places the organism in Eukaryota, Fungi, Basidiomycota, Malasseziomycetes, Malasseziales, Malasseziaceae. The transcript has a single exon.